Messenger RNA from Cylicostephanus goldi, 978 nucleotides. The record is from the annotation of a GenBank genome assembly. Lineage: Eukaryota; Metazoa; Nematoda; Chromadorea; Rhabditida; Strongylidae.
AUGUGCUCUGCUUUUACCGCAAUUCCUCUGCCAGAUGUCCCAAUAUUUGAUAACGCGCAAGAGUACUGUGUUCGGCUGGAACAGCUGACCAGGGCGGCGUACCCCGAAUCGUCGGAAAGGGAGUUUUCCAUUCUGCGUACCGGAGAGGUCAUUGCACAGCUCACUGAAUGGAUGGAAAGGAGUAGGGAAGUGGCACUGCACUUGAAGCAGGAGGCCACAAACAAGCCCAAACGAUGUCAGCGGGGACGACAAACGACACAGAGGCACGAGCACGUGGAUCAAACAAAAGUGAAAAAGGAGCGCCAAGAACACGUAGGACUGGAAAACCCCAACCAGAACAUGCAGCAGAACGGAAGGGACUGCAAGGGAAUCCCAAGGCCUCAGCACACGGCCGGACGGCCCAAGGUGCCUCAGGGAGGCAAGGGCAAAAGCGUUGCCGGUGCACGCGGAGCAAGGUCUUUCUCUACUGUACUACGGCACUGGGCAUGCACUAGAGUCGCAAAGAAGAACGCUAAUGACCUAGUAGGCAGUCAGACACUAGAAACGGAAAAGGGAUUCGGCGUAGACGGAAACGUGGAAGAGAUUCCGCAGAGGAAAUAUCUACCCGUCUAUGACGCUUCCGGCACUCUGAUGAAUUUCAGAGGCAUCAUUCGUCUUACUCUGGAAUUACGCAACGGACCUCGAUGCCGGGCUGCUUUCUUUGUUAUGAAAGGAGAUGGCAUGAUAGUGUUGGGGACAAACAUUCUACACGCACUCGGCUAUUCAAUCAGUAGAAAAGGCCAGCCGGGCCGAGAUGAAGGGAAGCGACCAAACCAUCAAGGAAUCGGUAGACGGCGUAACAAGCGUGCCAGAAAACCCGAUAGGACUAGAGAGCCGCGGCAGGCCAAAGUGGCCGCGUUUCUAAAGCACACCCAGCGAAACCAAGGGUUUGGAGCUAACAUCGUAACCGAUCACGCACAGGUAUUGCAGGUAUUGUGA